Molecule: messenger RNA, 6422 nt
Organism: Salarias fasciatus (jewelled blenny)
Lineage: Eukaryota; Metazoa; Chordata; Actinopteri; Blenniiformes; Blenniidae
Gene: fancm
Product: FA complementation group M
Exons: 25
Coding region: 32-6331 (2099 amino acids)
Biological process (GO): interstrand cross-link repair; double-strand break repair via synthesis-dependent strand annealing
Molecular function (GO): ATP binding; four-way junction helicase activity; four-way junction DNA binding
Source: RefSeq, a predicted model, not a curated record
UCCUGACCCCAGAGUCCAACACGGUGAGGACAUGAACCGGGACUCUCAGCAGAGGACUCUGUUCCAGACCUGGGCCUCUUCUGUCCGCCAGAACCAGAACCAGAACCAGAACCAGAACCAGGAUGUUCCAACCGAGACAAAGGUUAGAAAAGCGUCUGGACGCCAAAAAACCGCCUCAACGUGCAGUGCCGGGCCAGGCAGACCUCCGAACCCCCUGUGGACCGAGCUGGGUCAGGGACCCCCGGGGACAGCUGAGAACCGCCCCCCCGUGGACCCGGGCGAAGACAGCGAUGAUGACCUGAUGCUCGUGGCAGUCUAUGAGGCUGAGCGGGGUCUGCCAGCUGAUGGGGGCCCCGGCCCCGGCCCCGGCCCCGGCCCCGGCCCCGGCUCCGGCUCCAGCUCCGGUCCCGGUCCCGGUCCCGGCCCCGGCCCCCCAGCAAGCCAGUGCUACCCAGACUUCCCGGACCUGGACGCCUCCUCUGCCCAGGUGUGGAUCUACCCCAUGAACUACCCCCUGAGGGAGUACCAGCUGAAGAUCUCGGAGGCGGCGCUGGCCCAGAACACGCUGGUGGUCCUCCCCACCGGGCUGGGCAAGACCUUCAUCGCCUCCGUGGUCAUGUACAACUUCUACCGCUGGUACCCGUUCGGCAAGGUGGUGUUCAUGGCCCCCACCAAGCCGCUGGUGGCGCAGCAGAUCGAGGCCUGCUACCGGGUGAUGGGCAUCCCCCAGUCUCACAUGGCGGAGCUGACAGGCAGCACGGCGGCGGGGCGGCGGCGGGACGUGUGGAGGACCAGGCGGGUCUUCUUCCUCACCCCGCAGGUCCUGGUGAACGACCUGUCCAGGAACUCCUGCCCGGCCGAACUCGUCAAGUGUGUGGUGAUCGACGAGGCGCACAAGGCGCUGGGCAACCACGCCUACUGCCAGGUCAUCCGGCAGCUGGGGUCACACACACAGCAGUUCCGUGUCCUGGCUCUCAGUGCCACUCCAGGAGGAGACCUGAAGUCCGUCCAGGCGGUCGUGUCCAACCUGCUGAUCUCGCACGUGGAGCUGCGGUGGGAGGACAGCCCGGACGUCCAGGCGCACUGCCACCAGCGCAGCGUGGAGAAGCUGGUGGUUCCUCUGGGGGACCAGCUGUCGGCCCACCGGGACCGCUACCUGCAGGUGCUGGAGAAAUUUAUGUCUCGCCUGGUCCAGAACCGAGUGCUGGCCCACAAAGACCUGCAGAGUCUCACCAAGUACCAGCUCAUCCUGGCCCGAGACCAGUUCCGGAAGAACCCUCCGCCCCACAUCAAGGGGGCGCAGCAGGGCGCCCUGGAGGGGGACUUCGCCCUCUGCAUCAGUCUGUACCACGGCUACGAGCUGCUGACGCAGAUGGGCCUCCGCUCGCUCUUCUGCUACAUCCAGGGGGUCAUGGACGGGUCCAGAGAGAUGUCCAGAGCCAGGAGUGAGCUGCAGAGGACUCCCUGCUUCAUGGACCUCUACCGGGACCUGGAGGCCAUGUUCGUCCAGCCGUCUGCAGAUGAAGCCUUCCUGUACAGCCACCCCAAGCUGAAGAAGCUGGAGGAGGUGGUGCUGCAGCACUUCAGGACCUGGACUGACCCUGAAGCCGGAGGUCGGGACCAGGACAGGGACCAGGACACACGUGUGAUGAUCUUCUCGUCGUUCCGGGAGAGCGUCCAGGAGAUCUCGUCCAUGCUGAACCGCCACGCCCCGCUGGUCCGGGCCAUGGCCUUCAUGGGCCAGGCGUCGGCCGGGAGGGGGGUGAGGGGCUUCACCCAGAAGGAGCAGCUGGAGGUGGUCCGGGGCUUCAGACGGGGCGGCUUCAACACGCUGGUGUCCACCUGCGUGGGGGAGGAGGGGCUGGACAUCGGGGAGGUGGACCUCAUCGUCUGCUUCGACGCUCAGAAGAACCCCACCCGCCUGGUGCAGAGGAUGGGCCGGACCGGGCGCAGGAGGCGGGGCCGCAUCGUGGUCAUCCUGGCCGAGGGCCGGGAGGAGAGGACCUACAAUCAGAGCCAGAACAACAAGCGCAGCGUCUUCAAGUCCAUCAGCAGCGACCGAAGCAGCCUGCACCUGGUCCCCAGCGGCCCCCCCAUGCUGCCCCCGGGCCUGCAGCCCGCCCUGCACCAGAUGACCAUCACCUGUGGACACUUUGACCCCCAGGGGCCCGGCAGGAGGUCCAGCAGGAGGUCCAGCAGUACGCCGGCCCCCCCCCACCCACACAGCCACCAGGGGUUUCUGAGCAGCUCUGAGUAUUCAGAGUGGGCGUCGACCAUGAGCCUGCAGGAGGAUGAAGCCCCGCCCCUCCUCCAUCGCUCCGCCUUCCUGUCCGUCCCCAGUGACGCUCCGCCUCAGGUGUGUGUCCGGCAGGAGGACUCGUCCCCCGGCAGGCGGCUGUCCCUGUGGGAGUGGAGACACUGGCAGACCAGAGCGCUGCCCGUCCACGCCGUGGACCACUCCGUCCGCUGCCAGCACUUCGUCCACAUCAUGCAGCUGAUAGAAGACAUGAGGGACGAGCCUGAGGGGGAUUGUGGGUACGAACAGGACCUGCUUCCCUACCUCCCCCACGGACAUGCAGGCCAGCCACCUCACAGGGAAACCAGGAGCUCAGACCGCCGUCUGAAGAGACCUGGAGGUCCUCGCUCCUCUGCUCUGCAGGGUCCUAACAAGGACACGGAGGCUGGAUCAGACUGUCCACUGACCAAGAAGAAACAGGCGUCCACAGAGGACCGCCAUGAGGACUCCACCCUUCCUCCCCUCCCUGAGGAGUCUCGUCUCUUCCCACCAGACCAACUCUGUUCACUUUCUCAGUUUGAGAUUCGCUGUGUCUCAGAGGACCGUCCAGGAGCCUCAGAGGACCGUCCGGGGGUCUCAGAGGACCGUCCGGGGGUCUCAGAGGACCGUCCAGGAGCCUCAGAGGACCGUCCAGGAGCCUCAGAGGACCGUCCAGGAGCCUCAGAGGACCGUCCGGGGGUCUCAGAGGACCGUCCGGGGGUCUCAGAGGACCGUCCGGGGGUCUCAGAGGACCGUCCGGGGGUCUCAGAGGACCGUCCAGGAGCCUCAGAGGACCGUCCGGGGGUCUCAGAGGACCGUCCGGGGGUCUCAGAGGACCGUCCGGGGGUCUCAGAGGACCGUCCAGGAGCCUCAGAGGACCGUCCGGGGGUCUCAGAGGACCGUCCGGGGGUCUCAGAGGACCGUCCGGGGGUCUCAGAGGAAGAUGUUGAACUGGAGGCAAUGUUCUACGUCCAUAAGUGGGCCUGGACUCGUCCCUGCUCCCCUGUGAAGUUCCUCUCAGUGCAGAGUGAAGGUCUGAAAGCCAUCCUGGAGGACGUGGCUGGCCUCCUGUCUCGCUGUCCCCCGUCCCCGCCCCAUGAGGUGGACGCUGCUCCUUGUCCUCACAGGCCUGCUGAGCUUUUGGUCAGCUUUAACCUAGUGGAGGACGUGGAGGAAGAAGACUGGAAAGACGGAGAGUCCAGCAGGUCUUCGGCGAGGACGCCUCCUGUCCAGGAGGACGGCGCCGUGAGACGAGCGGCUGCCAGCCCCAGCUGGGAGGACAUCUUUGAGGACGAAGAACCACACUCCGUGAAGGACGCGAGAGAUGAAGAGGAGCUCCAGGGCCUGAGUGAGGGUCCGACCAGCUGCGAGGAGCUGGAGUCUGCAGUGGACCUGGAGGAGAGCGCCGACCUGUUCAGUGAUGAUGAGGCCUUCAUGCAGGUGGCUUUUUCAGGCGGCGGUCGUCCUGGAAGCGGCGUGUCUCCCAGAGUGUCUCCUGGAAGAGACGUGUCUCCCAGAGUGUCUCCUGGAAGAGACGUGUCUCCCAGAGUGUCUCCUGGAACAGACGUGUCUCCCAGAGUGUCUCCUGGAACAGACGUGUCUCCCAGAGUGUCUCCUGGAACAGACGUGUCUCCCAGAGUGUCUCCUGGAACAGACGUGUCUCCCAGAGUGUCUCCUGGAACAGACGUGUCUCCCAGAGUGUCUCCUGGAACAGACGUGUCUCCCAGAGUGUCUCCUGGUGCCCAGAGCCCAGCCGGGAGGUCCGUCUCCCAAACGCCCCCCUCAGACGGCCGUCCAGCAGGGGGCGCUCGCCGCCCCCCUGCUGGACCUCCUGAAGGCUGCUCUGAGCAGAGCGCCGCUCCUCCGUCGCUCAGCUGCUCCCAUCACCUCUUCCCUGUGACCUUUGACCUGGGCUACACACUGGAGGACUCUGAGGAGGAGGCCCAGACCGUCUGUGUCCGGCAGAACCCUGAAGACGUCUCCAGGAAGUCCUCCACCCCCCGCAGCAGGUGGAGCUCUGCGCUGGUGUCUCCACCCGUGCGGUGGCAGCAGGACGCCGUUCCCUCUCCCAUCACGGCCUCAGGAGGAGGACGGGCGCCGGCCGGUCCGGGACCGUCCAGCUGGACGCAGGGACCGGGACCGGGACCGGGACCGGGACCGGUGCAGGCCAGCUGUCAGCUCCAGAACAAACAGGAGAGCAGCGACAGCGAGGACGACGGAGUCCUCCACCACAGAAGAAGAGCCCGGCGCAGGACCAACCCUCUGUCGUCUCCAGGACAGGUCUCUGAGUCCAACUCUCCGCUGGUCCAGAACAGGAAGCGUCCUGCAGUCCUCAACACUUCUGAUGAAACAGAGGCUGAGGACGUUUCUGAGGAGGAUUUCCAGACUGAGUCUAAAUCCCUGAGCAGAGGCGGAGCCCAGCGAGCCAAGAGGCAGCGAGUCCACCAGGCCGGCAGGACGCUCGGUGCAGGUGGAGCAGGCCGUCACUUCCUGGAUGAGGAGGCGGAGCUGUCUGAGGACGGAGCCGAGGUGUCCUCUGAUGAAGAGGACGGACGAGAGCAGGACCGAGACCUGCACAGCUUCGUCAUGGACAACACACACCUGUCUGAAGGCCUGGACGACUCUCAGAUGCAGGAGGUCUACCUGAAAUCCAUCAGGAGUCCUGCAGUCCGAGGACACCUCAAAAUGUCCUACAGGCAGCGUCCCAGCGUGGACGUCUUCUCUCAGGUCCCCGAGCUGGACGAGACAUACGCAGAGGACAGCUUUGUGGUGGGCAGCGACGUGGAGGAGGCCGCCAGCAGCGAGGAGGACGCUCCACAGGACGUCCUGCCCGAGGAGUCCCACCCGGACGGGGGGCGGCGCUACGUCACCCGGCGCCGACUCCGCUGGCUCAACACCCGACCUCCACCUGCUCCUGCAGGGCCCGGCCGCAAGAGACACACCCGGCUCCUCCAGGUCCAGGACUCCAGCGAGGACGAGGCAGGGGGAGGGGCCGGAGGGGGAGGGGCCAGCGGUUCAGGAGGGGGAGGGGCCGGUGGUACCGGAGGGGGAGGGGCCAGCGGGGCAGGGGGGGGAGGGGCCGGUGGUACCGGAGGGGGAGGGGCCAGCGGGGCAGGGGGGGGAGGGGUAGGCGGGGGACGGUCAGCAGCAGCAGAGUCCAGCAGGCGGCUCCAGACCCCCAGAUCCUCCCUGCAGACCGAAGCCGAGAGACGCUGGGAGGAGGACAGUCCCCUCAGAGACAGGUGUCUCCAGAGGACAGAAAACCUACAUUUUGUCAGGGACCAGCUGGACUUUGUGGAACCAGACAAGCCUUCCAUCUCAAAGGAGGACCUGGACCUGCAGGACCCCCCCGGUCCCGGUCCCGGUCCCGGUCCGGUCCGCAUCCUGGUGGACAGCCGCUGCCUCGGUGGCGGAGCCGACCUGCUGACCAGCCUGCGGCGGCAGCACGGCGCCACCGUGCACGUGUGCUCGCUGGACGGCGCUUACUUCAUCGUGAGCACCCGCAUGGCGGCAGACAGGUUGAGCCGGGCGGAACUGGCGGCGCCGCAGAACCGGAGGCGGCUGGCGGAGAGGCUGGGCGGCCUGCUGGGGCUGUUCGAGCGCGUCUGUCUGAUCGUGGAGACGGAACGCCGCGGGACAGGCGACGGUUCCCGGCCCUUCCGGCGGACGCAGCACUACGACGCCACGUUGGCGGCGCUGGUGCGUUCGGGCGUCCGCCUGCUGUGGAGCGGCGGGACGGAGGACAGCGCCGCCCUGCUGGCCGACUUGGCGCGGUUGGAGCAGCGUAAAGGUCGGGGCAUCACGGCGCCGCUGGAGGUCAGAGGUCAGCGGCGGCUGCAGGCCCUGCGGUGGCUCGGCGGCCUGCCCCCCCUCCACCAGGCCCACGCUCUGCAGCUCUGCCACAACCUGCGCUCCAUCGCUCAGCUGCUGGACAGCUCUGUGGACAGCCUCCAGGGCUCGGGCUGUAUGAGUGGCAGCAGGGCGGAGCAGCUGUUCUCCUUCCUGCGGUACAGCUGUGACUCUUUGGUCCUGAGCAGCUCCACAUCUGGACACUGAGGACCGGACGUCUCAUUGUCCACCGCAGGACCAACGUAUCGUCAACUUUUGAUUUUUAAUGGACAUUUUGUUAAUAAACAUUUGACUGAUG